Messenger RNA from Sceloporus undulatus (fence lizard), 2618 nucleotides. RefSeq names its product chromosome 6 C7orf25 homolog (gene C6H7orf25). The transcript is spliced from 3 exons. The record is from RefSeq and is a predicted model, not a curated record. The coding region runs from base 477 to 1733 and encodes 418 amino acids. Lineage: Eukaryota; Metazoa; Chordata; Lepidosauria; Squamata; Phrynosomatidae.
UUUAGCAAGAGGCCUCGGGCACUUUACAUUCCCUUCAACGACAUUCAGCCAGGCUGGCUAAAAGCGGUGUGAAACCGGAUUAAUCCCGCAGUGCGGCCCAUCCCUCCCUCCCAAGACCAGGGUUUUGUCCAUGAUGGAGACUUCUAGGUCUAUGCUCCGCAAAGGGAGGAGCGACGAAGACGGCGGCAGAAGUCUGAGGGGGAAGGAGUGAGUUGCUAUGCCCUUCCUUACUACACGGAGCAAAGGGGGAACUAACAGGGCUAUAUCAUUGAAUGUAAUCAAACUAGUUUGUGGUUGUGAACUGUCCUCUACUCGACCCCGACUUAUGGUGACCUUUUGGAGGAGACAUCUUCAAGACACCCCAUCCUACAUUCCUCUGGUACUCCUGGACUACUCACACCCUCAGAGUCCUACUCAUACUGGGAGCAAGCAUCACUGAAAGCAGUUGUUACAGAAUACUGAAUAAUGUUACCAGCAUGUCUGCACAUUCCUUGCUGUGUGAGAGAAUUGCUGUUGCUAAGGAGCUGAUCAAAAGGGCAGAAGCUCUUUGCCGGUCCCAGAAAGGUGGCAUAGAAGGAGGUUCCAAACUGUGCAGCAGAUUGAAAGCAGAGUUAAAGUUCCUGCAUAAGGUGGAAGCUGGAAAGGUAGCCAUCAAAGAGUCCCAUCUGCAGAGUACAAACCUCACUCACCUACAAGCCAUCAUUGAGUCUGCGGAGAACCUGGAGGAAGUUGCUGCAGUACUUCAUGUCUUUACUUAUGAAGACAAAUAUGGUGAAAAGCAGUUCUUGGUAGUGGAUGUUGUUGCAAACGGUGGUCACACUUGGGUGAAAGCAAUUGGUCGCAAGGCUGAAGCACUGCACAAUAUUUGGUUGGGCAGAGGCCAGUAUGGUGACAAAAGUGUCAUUAAGCAAGCAGAAGAUUUCCUGCAAGCAAGUGGUCAGCAACUGGUGCAGUACAGUAACCCACAUAUUAUCUUUGCAUUCUACAAUGGUGUGUCUAGCCCAGUGGCAGAGAGAUUGAAAGAGAUGGGCAUAUCUAUACGGGGGGACAUAGUUGCUGUGGAUGCAUUGGCAGAGCAUGCUAAGGACAACGUCCACUUAAGUUCUAGUGAAUCUGAUGAUGGAAAUGAAUGCCUUCAAGUGACAAGAGUAGAUCGGGACAAAUUAAUAGCAAGUGUAGCUUUUCCUACAGAAAUCAGAGUAGACAUGUGCAAUAGGGUUAACUUGGAUAUUACUACUCUGAUUACCUUUGUCUCUGCCCUUAGCUACGGAAGCUGUGAUUUCAUCUUUAAGGAGAAAGUCCUGUCUGAGCAGGCAGCUCAGGAGAGAGAAGAAAGUGUCCUCCCGCUGCUGGAAGAGUUCAUGAAGGGCAAGGAGCUGUUUGCUUGUGAAUCUGCAGUUAAAGACUUUCAGGUUAUCUUAGAAACUUUGGGGGGAGCAGGUGAGAAAACUCGAGCUGCUCGACUCAUGGAAAGAAUCAGUGUGGUACCAGACCAGCCCUCUGAACGUGCCUUAAAAUUAGUGCCUAGUUCCAAAAUCAGUCACCGUUCUCUGACAAUUUUUGGGACAGGAGAUGCUUUAAAGGCUAUCACCAUGACUGCAAACAGUGGCUUUGUCAGGGCAGCAGCAAACCAGGGGGUUAAAUUCAGUGUGUUCAUUCAUCAGCCUAGGGCAUUGACAGAAACCAAAGAAUCUUCUGCCACACCUUUACCAGAGCAUUGUUUUGGGCCCUGAUAGUGCAAAUUGCUUACUUUAUUUAUACUUCAUGAAGCAGAAGCACUUUCAUAAACAAAACUCUUUAAAAAUAUGCAACACAAUCCAGCCAAUGAGUAGUACUAGACUUGGUAAGAAACAUGGGGCUACCACUAAAUCAUUAACCUGCUGAAUUUUACUGUUCCUCAGCUGUAACAUCUAAUACAACUUUUCAAUUUGCUGGCAUCAUUUUGCAGUACAGUUACUGUACUUGCUUUUGCUCCAUCCAGCUAUUUUCAUGCGGUUGACAUGCAAAUAUAUAGCUUAGUGAUAUCUGUAUAGGAAGUGCAUAGCCUGAACAGUAUGGAUAGGAACAGGUGGGACUUCCUAUGAGAUGACUGCUUUAGUGACAUCUGUGUAUUCCAGUAAAGUUUAGAUCUACAAAAGAGCUAAGCACACAUUUCACCCUCAAAAACAAAGUUCAGUUUCAAAUUAAAGCUCUAAUUUCCAUGUGGUACUUAAAAGUUAGUUAAGUUCAGCUGGAUUGUUUUCAACAUUAUCUUUGUGGCAUAAGGUUUUUAUCUUUUCCAUGGUCUAUUUUGACAUGAAUAAUACAUGAAGAGUGUAUGCACAUGAGUGAGAACACUUGGCAGAAUACUUUUUGAAAAACAAGCCAACAACCUAAAUAACCAAUGUUAAGUCUCAUUGAUUUACCUAUGACAGAUUUAAGUACAUUAAAAUCAUCCACUGAAACAGAUGUUCUGUAAUUUUAAGAAGGUUUGCUUUGGCUGGAUUGCUAAUUUUUAUCUUUAUAUGGACUCUUUCUCAUUCACAGAGUAGUGGCUUCUCUGUAAUUUACUUUACUGGACAUAAUUAUGAUGUUGACAGAAUGCAAUAUAACAUUAAAAUGUUACCAUUCAAAUAGAA